AUGCAUUUUCCUCUUCUCCUCCUCGGGAUUACUGUAGUCUCUGGUAUUAUUAUAAAUGAUAAUGGUGGUGGGGGGCGGAGUUAUGGCAACGGGUUCUCCUCUUCUUCUUCUGAGGAACAUGGCAAUAGGCCACGCCCACACAGGCCACGCCCAUCACGCCCAAACCCGCCUCGAGGUCCCAGAUGCCCCAAUGACUGGAUGACAUUCAAUAGAUCACAAGGACCGUGGUGUGUGAAGGUGUUCUCUGGAACUGGAACUGCAUUCUACGCCCAGGAACAGUGUAAAACACAUGGAGCCACACUGACAGGAGUACAAGAUGGGAAUGAGAGGAGUCAGAUAGCUAACGCCGCCCGUAUUGUGAACAACGCUAACGGAGGUGGAAGUGAUGUAUGGAUAGACGGAAAACGUCGUGCCGAGUGUCCAUGGAAAGCGGCUUGUGCUCCGAAUGACACUUUCGAAUGGACUGAUGGGCACACCACUGGAACCGCCGGAUUCUGGUGGCCAGGUAUCGAGCCGAGCGGCUCUUGGAAUGAUCAAUGGAGAUUCCAAUCAUGUCUUGUUAUCCACGUGUCAGUUGCUGAUGGACAAAUGGGAAAUUGGGGGUACCCGCAUGGGUCGAUGGAUGAUGAGCAUUGUCAGCAGACAUGGAGAAUGUAUGCGUGUGGAAAGAGACCGAGUUAA
Molecule: messenger RNA, 681 nt
Organism: Caenorhabditis remanei
Lineage: Eukaryota; Metazoa; Nematoda; Chromadorea; Rhabditida; Rhabditidae
Exons: 4
Coding region: 1-681 (226 amino acids)
Source: RefSeq, a predicted model, not a curated record